Messenger RNA from Malania oleifera, 1269 nucleotides. Its product is annotated as mannan endo-1,4-beta-mannosidase 5-like. Gene Ontology annotation, molecular function: hydrolase activity, hydrolyzing O-glycosyl compounds. The coding region runs from base 1 to 1269 and encodes 422 amino acids. The transcript is spliced from 5 exons. The record is from RefSeq and is a predicted model, not a curated record. NCBI's taxonomy places the organism in Eukaryota, Viridiplantae, Streptophyta, Magnoliopsida, Santalales, Ximeniaceae.
AUGGGUUGUUUUAGUAGAACAAGCUGCUGCUAUGUUUGUGGAGUGCUACUGUUUAUCUUUGUUGCUCUUCAUGCUUGUGAAGCUCGGCAGGUUCCCGGCAAUGGAGGGUUUGUGAGAACAAAGGGAACCAGGUUUGUGGUCGAUGGAUCUCGUUUUCUCUUUAAUGGGUUCAACGCCUACUGGAUGAUGCACGUCGCCGCUGAGCCCGCGGAGAGGCACAAAGUCUCCGAGGUCUUCGGCGACGCAGCUGCAGCUGGUCUCUCCGUCUGCCGCACUUGGGCUUUCGGCGAUGGUGGCGACACCGCGCUGCAGAUAUCCCCCGGCGUUUACGACGAACGUGUUUUCCAGGCAUUGGAUUUUGUGAUCUGGGAAGCACGAAAGUAUGGAAUUAGGUUAAUUUUGAGUUUCGUGAACAACUACGAUGACUUCGGAGGGCGAGCGCAGUACGUGCGGUGGGCUCAAGGCGCCGGAGCUUCGAUCAACAGGGCUGAUGAUUUCUACACGGACCCAGUGGUGAAGAAUUACUACAAGAAUCACGUCAAGAGAGUAACCACGAGGUUCAACACCAUCACCGGAACUGUUUACAGAGACGACCCGACGAUCAUGGCGUGGGAGCUCAUGAACGAGCCUCGCUGCCAAUCUGAUUACUCUGGAAGAACAAUUAACGGCUGGGUUGAAGAGAUGGCAGCUUACGUGAAAUCCAUAGACAAUAAGCACUUGCUUGAAAUAGGAAUGGAGGGGUAUUAUGGGGACUCAAUGCCAGAGAAGAAACAGAACAAUCCUGGUUACCAAGUUGGCACAGAUUUCAUUAGUAGCAAUCUCAUCAGAGAGAUAGACUUUGUCACCAUUCACGCAUAUCCCGAUAUAUGGUUGGUCGGACAAAGUGAGAACUCGCAAAUGGAUUUCAUGCAAAGGUGGAUGUCAAGCCACUGGACAGACUCCAAAAAGAUACUAAAGAAGCCAUUGGUGAUUACAGAGUUUGGGAAAUCAAGCAAAGAUCCUGGGUACACUAUCAAUGCUAGGGAAUCCUAUUUGAACAGUGUCUACACAACCAUUAACAACUUCGCCAGAUCUGGAAAUGGAGGAACAAUUGCAGGGAGCUUAGUGUGGCAGCUGAUGGCUCAAGGGAUGGAACCCUACCACGAUGGGUACGAGAUCGUCCUGUCCCAGAAUCCCUCCACUGCUCGUAUCAUUUCCGCCGAGUCUCAUCAACUCACAACUAUGGUGCACGCGUUGAGCAGACUGCAUGCUCACCGGGUUCAUCAUUGA